Molecule: messenger RNA, 322 nt
Organism: Hyposmocoma kahamanoa
Lineage: Eukaryota; Metazoa; Arthropoda; Insecta; Lepidoptera; Cosmopterigidae
Product: molybdopterin synthase sulfur carrier subunit-like
Exons: 2
Coding region: 41-307 (88 amino acids)
Biological process (GO): Mo-molybdopterin cofactor biosynthetic process
Cellular component (GO): cytosol
Source: RefSeq, a predicted model, not a curated record
GCGCCAGUAUCGAUUGAACCUCGUAGUGGAAGAGUGAAAUAUGGAAAUUGAACAUGGUGUUACAGUAAAGGUAUUAUUCUUUGCACAAGCAAAAGAAUUAGCUGGUACCAGAGAAUCCACACUUUAUCUACCACAAAAACUUAGCUACGGACAACUUCUAAAUAUUAUCACAGAGAAAUUUAACCUUGAAAAGAUAAAGAAAAACAUUCUCUUAGCUAAGAACGAAGAAGUUUGCGAAGACACUAUUGAUAUUGAUUUAUCUGAAUGUGAUAAUAUUGCUGUGAUACCACCCUUGAGUGGUGGCUAACAACACUCCUCUUUU